Molecule: messenger RNA, 1007 nt
Organism: Aspergillus alliaceus
Lineage: Eukaryota; Fungi; Ascomycota; Eurotiomycetes; Eurotiales; Aspergillaceae
Exons: 4
Coding region: 99-659 (186 amino acids)
Source: RefSeq, a predicted model, not a curated record
UCGUGGGUGAUCUCGAAUCUUCUUCUCCUUAUUGAUCCAGGGUAGCUUUGUCUACAAUAGUCAUUCGUUGAGCUUCAUCAACUUACGAACAAUUCACAAUGGUUCUCAUCAGUUCCUUGGCUGUGAUUGCCACUGUAGCCAGUCUCGCUACGAGUCAGAGUGUCGACCCAAAUAGCGUUCCGAAAUCAACGAGAGAGUAUUGGUGCCAAUCGCAGACCUCAGCUUGUCCUCUCAUCUGUCUGCAACUUCCAGGGGCCUCGGGGCAGCCCAAGGAUAACACUUGCGACUAUAAAUCCCUCACUUACUCCUGCAUUUGCAGCAACAAUUUGACCCCUAACGCAUCUGAGUACUCUCAGACAAUCCCCUACUUUAUGUGCACUGAGCAAAACAACCAAUGCGUCAAGAACUGCGAUGGCGACUCGACAUGCCAGUCUGAUUGCCGUUCGAAAAACCCUUGUGGCGCUCAGGACCCCAAGCGUGUCAACACUACCACUUCUGCAACUACCCAAACCGCUCAAGCGACUACUUCUUUGCCCCCUUUCACGGGCGUCCCAGAUAAGAAUGGGGUAGCCUCGGGGCCAUCGACCAAUCUUUACCACAUCUACGGUCUGACCGUCGUUAUGGCUGGUUUCUUCGCCGGCUUUGCAACUUUGCUGUGAGGGUGGCACGUUUGUAGGGUUACUGGGCGUUUCCCGAGUCAGUGGUUCUUGGGUAAACCGCGUAGCCAAAUUGUUCGGUAUCGAUGGCAUGUUUUACCUCCUGUCAUAGCGUGCGCUAGCUCUGCAUGAUUGUCACUUCAGCGUGCCAUGAAGGAUUCAUUUUCAUUUUUUAUGAGCGUUUUUGGUGCAUGUAUGUCUUGAUGAUAUUUUUCUAUGUAAUAAUCAUAAUCAUAAAAUUUUGAAUCUUGAAAAAAACUGAAAAGACAAGGGAUCAUUUCAUCAGACAUGAAUAUACUGGCAAACUAGUAAUGGAGAAAGUUGCUGUAGGAGCAAUGACUACUAUAUGCU